Dipodomys spectabilis (banner-tailed kangaroo rat) is the source of this 1323-nucleotide messenger RNA. RefSeq names its product keratin-associated protein 10-5-like. The transcript has a single exon. The record is from RefSeq and is a predicted model, not a curated record. NCBI's taxonomy places the organism in Eukaryota, Metazoa, Chordata, Mammalia, Rodentia, Heteromyidae. The coding region runs from base 1 to 1323 and encodes 440 amino acids.
AUGAGAUGGAACCACAGACCCAGAGAGCACCACCCCGCCGACCUGCGCAGGGCUGGCAGCCUGCGCUGCUGCACACCACCCCUGCACCUGCGUGCUGCUGUGAACCACCCCUGCACCUGCGUGCUGCACACCACCCCUGCACCUGCGUGCUGCUGCACACCACCCCUGCACCUGCGUGCUGCACACCACCCCUGCACCUGCGUGCUGCACACCACCCCUGCACCUGUGUGCUGCUGCACACCACCCCUGCACCUGUGUGCUGCUGCACACCACCCCUGCACCUGCGUGCUGCACACCACCCCUGCACCUGCGUGCUGCUGUGAACCACCCCUGCACCUGCGUGCUGCACACCACCCCUGCACCUGCGUGCUGCACACCACCCCUGCACCUGCGCUGCUGCACACCACCCCUGCACCUGUGUGCUGCUGCACACCACCCCUGCACCUGCGUGCUGCACACCACCCCUGCACCUGCGUGCUGCUGCACACCACCCCUGCACCUGUGUGCUGCUGCACACCACCCCUGCACCUGCGUGCUGCACACCACCCCUGCACCUGCGUGCUGCACACCACCCCUGCACCUGUGUGCUGCUGUGAACCACCCCUGCACCUGCGUGCUGCACACCACCCCUGCACCUGCGUGCUGCUGCACACCACCCCUGCACCUGCGUGCUGCUGCACACCACCCCUGCACCUGUGUGCUGCUGUGAACCACCCCUGCACCUGUGCGCUGCUGCACACCACCCCUGCACCUGCGUGCUGCACACCACCCCUGCACCUGCGUGCUGCUGCACACCACCCCUGCACCUGUGCGCUGCUGCACACCACCCCUGCACCUGUGCGCUGCUGCACACCACCCCUGCACCUGCGUGCUGCACACCACCCCUGCACCUGCGUGCUGCACACCACCCCUGCACCUGUGUGCUGCUGCACACCACCCCUGCACCUGUGUGCUGCUGUGAACCACCCCUGCACCUGCGUGCUGCACACCACCCCUGCAAGUGUGUGCUGCUGCACACCACCCCUGCACCUGCGUGCUGCUGUGAACCACCCCUGCACCUGCGUCCUGCACACCACCCCUGCACCUGUGUGCUGCUGCACACCACCCCUGCACCUGUGUGCUGCACACCACCCCUGCACCUGCGUGCUGCACACCACCCCUGCACCUGUGUGCUGCUGCACACCACCCCUGCACCUGCGUGCUGCUGUGAACCACCCCUGCACCUGCGUGCUGCACACCACCCCUGCACCUGUGUGCUGCUGUGAACCACCCCUGCACCUGCGUGCUGCUGCACACCACCCCUGCACCUGUGUGCUGCUGUGA